AUGUUCUUGGAUGUCCCUAUAAUCCAACGACUACUGGGCUUCUGUAGAGCAGUUUUUCCGGUUGUCGGCUACGCCUACAACAUCGUCCCGACGUACCCGAGCGGUCAUCUUGGCUAUGUCAUCGCUAGCAAAAACAAGGUAACUUUAUCUAGACUGAAACACGCGUCUUUCCGUCUUCUGACAUCAAUGUAA
Mesocestoides corti is the source of this 192-nucleotide messenger RNA. The record is from the annotation of a GenBank genome assembly. Lineage: Eukaryota; Metazoa; Platyhelminthes; Cestoda; Cyclophyllidea; Mesocestoididae.